Molecule: messenger RNA, 2556 nt
Organism: Penicillium odoratum
Lineage: Eukaryota; Fungi; Ascomycota; Eurotiomycetes; Eurotiales; Aspergillaceae
Exons: 1
Coding region: 1-2556 (851 amino acids)
Source: RefSeq, a predicted model, not a curated record
AUGUCUAACGCUCCAGAGUCGCCCAGGCGUCCUACGAGCGCCCACGCUUCUCAUCUCCAGUAUCCGACCCUCCCGCCGCUGACUGCCUCUGUCGAAGAGUGGUUAUCGCGUUCACGACCAGCCAACAGUAUGACGUCAGAUCGACUUGAACCUUUGCCAAAGUCCCUGAGCGAUAGCUGGGCAACUCUCAGCGUCUCAGAUCUACACUCGGAGGAUGGCAGUCACUCCGAACAAACCGAUGUGGGGUCGUUGAUCGACCAGACCACGGCCGACGAUGUGGCCAGCCUUGAUGAACGCUACAGUAGUAGCGAGGCUGAUGCUCCUAACGAAGAUCCUCGCGAAGACGAAGAUGAGGAAACAGACGAAGACGAUGAAUAUGACGAUGACGAUGAAUUAAUCCAUACUCGUAGAUCGUACCCAUGCAUAUUUAACCGCGAUGCUGCUAUCGACGACAGCAACAUGACUACCAUCACCGCUCACCGACAGUCUGUCGACUAUUCGAUCGAGUUUGAAGAGCCUGAUAAAUGGCCGGAGAUGGAGCGGGUCGAACUCAAACAUACCAUCCGCGUCUUCGAGGAACCGGCUGCAUCAGAGAUCAAGAAGCAGCUACCAUACUGCUCACCUCGAUCAAUCCUUAUGGCGUCAGUUCAACAGACCAUGACGAAGCAGAGUCUGGACUUGGACAAGCCCUUCCGUGUCUUAUAUGUUGGACAGCCGGACUGUCGCAACAUCAUCCUGGACAAAAUUGGCGAUGUGCUGGUGUCGAGCUCGUUCGCAGGAUCGCAAACCAGCUCCGCUGAAUCGUCAAGAUACCACGUUGUGCCAACAUCAUUUGGAGCUGGAGCUGUGCCGAACUUUGCAGAGCUCCUCCCCAUUCAUGUUCAGCUUGUGGUCGACGAGUGUGUGGCGGCCACCAAGUCUCAUCAGGAGAGCGGAUCCCGCACGCUACAACUUUCAUUCAAGAAUCGACCUCCGUGUCAGUCUUGGUGGGGUGGAAAUGAAUAUCACAUCUCUUCCUCAUCGGAGUGGACUCUACCAGAUGUGGCAAUCCUGUUCGUAUCGGCUCGCGAUAAUGCCACCGCCGUGCAAACUAGGCAUGCUGCCCAUAUUUUCUUAGAGAGACACGGGGUUCCCGCCAUGGUCAUCUCAGAUGAACCACUUUGGGAAAAGCCUGGCGAACCUAUCCCUCUGAACCAGAGCAGUCUUCAUGUGUGCCUGGAAUCUCGCCAUGCGCAUACCGGAGAAACAGUGGUUUUGAGACGCUACCCAAUCGAUCUGAAGACAUUUGAGAGUAUUACUCCUGGCCAGCUCAAUAGGAACCUGGCUUCGCUCAUGGAAUUUUACCCCAAGAAAACGCUGAAGGUCUCUGCUGAGACACCAAAACCAACCGAAUGCUACACGUUUGAUGACCCGGAGAAAUAUCCUCGCAACUGGGUCCCACCAUUGUAUGCUGCCCGAGCUCCUCAACUGGGUACAAUUCUGCGUCUUGCUACAUUGACGCUCGUAUCGGCGAUUGGGAUCUCUCUUGGGUAUGCGGCACUAAAGACCAUCAUCUUUUUCAUUAUGCAAUGGGUUGCUGGCUCGGCGCUAUCCCGUGGACAUACCACAGCACUGACACCAAUAACUCCCCCGACACUGGAGCAUACGGGGCACACCUCCCUUUCACUGUGGUCGUGUGAUUCAUGGUCUCUAGAUGUUACUUCUCCCGGUUGCUCCCAUAUAGCAGAGGCAACGACUCACACUGUUCCAGGCAUAGGUUUCUCUGAGCAGAAUGACGGAUUUGAAAUUCAAGUGGUUGGAGACUGCCAUGUGGCCAUCAAGCCUCCCCACAACAUUGGAUCCCACAAAAAACAGCCCCGAUUUGAUGUUAGUGUCUGUCGGAAUGGCAAAGCACUGGCGUAUGAGCUAGCUGCAUUAUUUGAUGGUGUCUACACACUGCGAUUAGACCGAGAGGAUGCGUACGGCUUGGUCAAUGUGACGAUUGUUGCCAAUUCCAAGCCGCAACUCAACCAGACGAUUAUGGUUGAUUUUGGGACGCCGUGGUUGAAGAUUGCGAAUUGGAGAAGAGCAGCUCGAGUGAUUUCUUCACAAUUUUCAAAAGACUUGCAGAUCGCUCAGACUGGGUUGUCUGAAGUGUAUGGUCGACUGUCAACAGAUCUACAAGUGAUCGUGGGAGACGUGGUCAAGAGAUCUCACUUCCUACGCGACGACGCUGAGCGUCUCCACCAUCAAAGCCUGCGCACUCGAGACAGCGUCAUGUCCAGAUCAAAGCAACUCUCAGAGGUGAUCGCUCGCAACGCCGUGCAGCAAUUCCGAAGCGUGUCUUCGGAACUACACAGUCGUUCCGUUCGUGUCAACCAAGGGGCCAGGGGAGUCCUGAAUGACGCCUGGGAUCGUCUGGAGAAGUCAGCAUCACAAGUGGACCUUCGUUCCAUGAUGGAUCGAGUUCGCAGUGCACGAUCCUCCACGCUGGAUCGGGCUCAGACCCAUGCACGUCUUUUCAUGGGACGUCAGGGAAAGGAGUCUAACCGUAAGAAUGAAGAUUCUAAGCGCUGA